Molecule: messenger RNA, 409 nt
Organism: Prorocentrum cordatum
Lineage: Eukaryota; Dinophyceae; Prorocentrales; Prorocentraceae
Source: the annotation of a GenBank genome assembly
AGUGGGGCGCGGGGGCUCCCUGGGGCGGCGCCGCCCCGCGCAGCCAUGGGGCGCGGCAGGUCGGGCUCCUCCCGGGGCUCCAGGGGCAGGAGCCCGAGCCGCCGGCGCAGGGCCCGCGAGACCGGCACCAUCAACACGUGGAACACCGAGAAGCAGUUCGGCUUCGUGUCCUGCUCCUCGAAGAACCGGGCCGACCUCUUCCUCCACGCGGAGUAUUUUGAGAACCUGGACCAGCGCAACCGGGCGAAGACGCGGGGCCUGCGCCGGGGCGACAGGAUCGCGUUCGACAUCCAGGAGGCCGGGGGCGGCAAGCGGAGCGCCGAAGCCGUCAACGCCGAGAUGCUCGACGUGUCCAAGCUGUCGCCCUCGCGCAGCCCUAGCGGCCGCCGCGGGGAUGCCAAGCCCAGGC